AUGCGGCCGGGGGCUGCUCGCCACCUCGGCUACCGUCAUCGCAGGCGGCUGCUGAUGGAGGACGCAGAAGCAGAGGAGCGGAGGCGGGCCUGCAUGGACAUGCUGGUUGAGGCAGCAGUGGUGAUUGGUUUGAUCGUGUUUGCGGUGGUUGUGGUGCCGUGGUUUGCGUCGCUGCUGGAGGCUAUGUGGUGGGGGUUGCGCGACGUUGUCGCACCCGCGCCUCUGCCCGUCGACGGCCACCAGUUGCAGGCGCAGAAGAACCACGGCAUCCCCAAGUUUGUGUUCAUCAAAACGCACAAGACAGGGUCCUCCAGCAUCACGGUGAUGCUUGGCCACGCGCUGGAGAAGCGGGGGCUCAAGCCGGCCGUGCCUUGCCAUGCGCAUCUUGGGUUUCCGGGCCACUUCAGGAAGCCCCGGCACAACUUGUGCGGGGUGGAUCCGCUGCGCUUCACCGCCGCCAUCUCGCACAUCCGCUGGUCCGAGCAGUCGCGCAAGACGCUGUUAGGGCUCAUGGGGCCCGAACGCCCGCUCGUCUUCACGAUCGUGCGCGACCCCAUCACACGGUUCAUCUCCGCGCUGCAGUACUACGGCGCCACAAAAUUCCAGACGCUGCUUAACUUCCACCCGGACCGCAUCACCAACGAGUGGAUCAAGUUUGCCGCAUAUCGCCUCACCAGCAAGCAUGUGCGUGCCCAGGUCCAGAAGCUGACGCGGCAGCUGCAUCUCAUUGGAUACGCGUUCGACUUUGGCCUGGCCAAGGAGUACACGCCAAAGGAGCCGCCAAAGUUCCGUUGGCGCGCACAGGCGCUCGUGGACUCGCUGGACUUUGUGCUGCUGUAUGAGGAGUGGGACCUGUCCAUGGCCGUCCUGAAGCAGCGCCUUAACCUCACGCGCCCAGACAUUGCGUACCCGCACCUCAAGGCGUCCUCGUCAUCGCGGCAGCAGCUUGUCAUUGCGCCGGAGACUCGACAGGUGUUGUGCGAGGUGCUGUGGUCGGACUGCAUGCUGUAUGACAUGAUGCGGGCGCGCUUCCAACAGCAGGUGGACGACGCCGUGAGGCAAGACGGCGCUGCCAUUGCCGAGUUCAACCAGCAGGCGCACGUGCAAGCGCGGGUGCAGCAGGGUGACGGCGCUCGUGGUGUUGGCCACAACGGCAGCGAGGAUGAGGACGUGCAGGACUUUUUCGAUCGCCUUCGCUAUGGAUGGGUGGUGAAGCGAUGGGGGUGA
This is a messenger RNA of Salpingoeca rosetta, 1227 nucleotides long. RefSeq lists its product as uncharacterized. Gene Ontology annotation, cellular component: membrane. The coding region runs from base 1 to 1227 and encodes 408 amino acids. The record is from RefSeq and is a predicted model, not a curated record. NCBI's taxonomy places the organism in Eukaryota, Choanoflagellata, Craspedida, Salpingoecidae. The transcript has a single exon. Gene Ontology annotation, biological process: glycolipid biosynthetic process. Gene Ontology annotation, molecular function: galactosylceramide sulfotransferase activity.